This is a messenger RNA of Closterium sp. NIES-65, 671 nucleotides long. Lineage: Eukaryota; Viridiplantae; Streptophyta; Zygnematophyceae; Desmidiales; Closteriaceae. The record is from the annotation of a GenBank genome assembly.
AUGAACUUGCUUUUGUGGUCCUCUUCAGGCGUGCUGCUCUCGUCGUCACUUCCCGGAGCAGAGGCGGUGAGCGAGGCGGCCAAGCAGCGCGCCGCGAAAGCGGGCCUCGCGUUCGUCAAGGCCGUCCUAACGAUGCUCUUCCCGCCGCCCACGCCCGCCGCCAAGUUUUACAGCGCGGACUUCUCAGAUCUGAACGUGGCAGGGACGUUCAGCAUCGCUGUCCCCUCCAAGUCCGCGACCAAGCCGUCGCAGUUCCGCCUGACCGCUGCAGGCUCGCCCUAUCCGCCGCAAGAAGUGACUCUGAACGCGAGAACUCCCGUCGUGCUGGGCUCGCUCGGAAAGAACUUGCAGUGCUCGCAAGUCGCGCCGAGCGUGUGGGACUGCUUCGGCCAGACCAAACUGACCCAGGCCGACAUCAACAACAUCGGGUUCACGGCUGGCGUGGGGGUUCGCGUCAAUUCGUAUGCGUUGAGUCUCACGUACAUGGAUGCACACAACAUGGGGCUUGUCGUCGACUCCAACGCGAACCUCGCGGUAGCCAAGGCAAACUCGAAAAUGGAGCAAGUCUUUGGUAAAACCGAUCUGCUGGCUGGGGUUGCCGCUGGAAGGUUCCAGGCAGGAAUUAACAGCGAGAAGCUUAAAGGAGGAGCCAUGUUUGCCGUCUCCAACAU